Molecule: messenger RNA, 1330 nt
Organism: Prionailurus viverrinus (fishing cat)
Lineage: Eukaryota; Metazoa; Chordata; Mammalia; Carnivora; Felidae
Gene: RAB6B
Product: RAB6B, member RAS oncogene family
Exons: 8
Coding region: 367-993 (208 amino acids)
Molecular function (GO): GTPase activity; GTP binding
Source: RefSeq, a predicted model, not a curated record
GGGGCCGCGGCGCGCGGCUCGAGAGAGCGCUCCUCCGCCCCGCGCGCCGUCCCUGCGCCCCGCUCCGCCCGCGCCUCUCUGUCCGCGCCGCGCCUCGGGCGUCCAGAGCGCGCCCCUCUCACCGCAGCGAGCGCCGCCCGCAGCAGUCCAGCCCCAGCCGCCUCCUCCUCCGCCGCCGCCGCCGCCGCCGCCGCCGGACACGCAGCCGCAGGCCGGGGCCGGGACGCAGCUGGGGAGUCAGGGACGCGCGCAGCCAGCCCUUCCCCCUCCGGCUCCCGCACCGCCGGCCGCCUCCCCUCGCCCUCCUCCUCCCUCCCUGCUCCUUCGCUUCUCCUCCUCCUCCUGCACGGCCCGGCUGCCAGCACCAUGUCCGCAGGGGGAGAUUUUGGGAACCCACUGAGAAAAUUCAAGUUGGUGUUCCUGGGGGAGCAGAGCGUCGGGAAGACGUCUCUGAUCACACGGUUCAUGUAUGACAGCUUCGACAACACGUACCAGGCAACCAUUGGGAUUGACUUCUUGUCAAAAACCAUGUACUUGGAGGAUCGUACGGUGCGGCUGCAGCUCUGGGACACGGCCGGCCAGGAGAGGUUCCGCAGCCUGAUCCCCAGCUACAUCCGAGACUCCACGGUGGCCGUGGUGGUGUAUGACAUCACAAAUCUCAACUCCUUCCAGCAGACCUCGAAGUGGAUUGACGACGUCAGGACAGAGAGGGGCAGCGAUGUCAUCAUCAUGCUGGUGGGCAACAAGACGGACCUGGCAGACAAGAGGCAGAUAACCAUCGAGGAGGGGGAGCAGCGCGCCAAAGAACUGAGCGUCAUGUUCAUCGAGACCAGCGCCAAGACUGGCUACAAUGUGAAGCAGCUCUUCCGACGUGUGGCGUCAGCUCUGCCUGGAAUGGAGAAUGUCCAGGAGAAAAGCAAAGAAGGGAUGAUCGACAUCAAGCUGGACAAACCCCAGGAACCCCCAGCCAGUGAGGGCGGCUGCUCCUGCUAAUGCAGCCUGACCUGCCAGCUUCCUUUGACACUACUCGCUUGUUGUGUUGCUUCCUAUUGGUUAGCUUCCUAAGGGGGGUGGGAAAUGAGCUUAUCAAGAUGGGAGGAUUUUUCUUUUCUCUCUGUCUCUAGGAGUAGGGUGGGGUGGGGAGGGAGGCUGGGCAUCAGGGAUCACGUCACUCUUAACAGCUGUUACUUAAACAACUAUUUUUUGGUUUGGUUGUAAUAUAUUGUACUUUAUUAAGAUUGCCAAAAACUGUUAAAAUUUAAAAAAAAUUUAAAAUCAUGUGUAUACAACUUUUUGCCAGAUAAAAAUGUAGUCAUUUUUAUUUAAAAGA